Dibothriocephalus latus is the source of this 684-nucleotide messenger RNA. NCBI's taxonomy places the organism in Eukaryota, Metazoa, Platyhelminthes, Cestoda, Diphyllobothriidea, Diphyllobothriidae. The record is from the annotation of a GenBank genome assembly.
UUACUCUUCUUCCUAUCCCAGCUCUUAUCACCUUAUGGAAAGGAAAUGCUGCAAUCUUUUCAGUUCUACAUAGCCCCAAAUAUCAACCCUGAUGGAUACGAAUUCAGCUUCCGAACCAGCCGAUAUUGGCGCAAGAACCGAAUGCCCUCCUCGACUCUUGGUUGUGUGGGUGUUGACUUAAACCGAAACUUUCCGUACAAGUGGGGCGUGCGCGGUGCUUCGACGUGGCCCUGCAGUGAAACCUACAUGGGAGGCAAGGGUGGUGACCAGCCAGAAUCCAAGGCAGUAAUAGACAAACUGCAGGAGAUCAAACAUAAUGUCAGACUUUACUUAACGUUGCACUCCUACGGUCAGUACAUGCUGACACCCUUCGGCUACCAACGCAGCCAGUAUCCACCCAGAUACGACGAAUUGAUAAACAUGGCCAUUAAGGUGAUACGGACUAUUUGGCAAACGCAUGGCAACGUCUACAGCGUGGGCAGUGCGGCCGAUCUGCUCUACGCCGCAGCUGGAGGCUCUGACGACUUCGCCAGCGGAGAAUUGAAAAUACCCUUCGCGUACACAAUUGAGCUGCCAGACAGUGGAACCUACAAUUUCCUUCUUCCAGCAGCAUAUAUACCAGUCGUGGGCGAAGAAAUGUGGACAGCUCUUAAAGUUUUGGUUGAAGAACUGAAAACCCGAUGA